AUGGGAAUGUUCUCAUGGACAAGUAUCACCUUUGUUUCUUUGCAUCUCCUCUUCACUUCCAAUGUGUCUGCUACUUCCACACAAUUAUCCUCCAACCCAACACAAGAUGAUAUUGGUCUAUGUAACACGGUGUUCUGUGGGAAAGGAACAUGCCAUCCUUCCACUGAUUUUAUUGGUUACAGAUGCGAUUGUGACUCUGGUUGGAAGAAGUUUAAUAUUGGUCCUUUAGAAUUACCUCCAUGCAUUAUUCCUAACUGUACUUUCGAUUAUAAUUGUGGUGAUGGAUCAGUGCCACCCCCUCAAGUUCCACCUCCAAAUGUGUCUGACCCUUGUUCGUUGAGUUUAUGUGGGGAUGGAACCUGUGUCAGAAAUGGCUCUGACUUUACGUGUCAAUGCAAUGAAGGGUCCGCCAAUCUACUUAAUGAUCCAAAGAUGAUUUGCUUUAAGAAAUGCACUUUAGGACCAGAUUGUGAUGGUCUUGAUCUUGGGCUCACCCCACCUUCAACACAAGGUUCAGGGUCAAGCUCCCCCAAAACUGGUAACUGCCUUUAA
Abrus precatorius (Indian licorice) is the source of this 552-nucleotide messenger RNA. RefSeq names its product slit homolog 1 protein-like. The transcript is spliced from 5 exons. The coding region runs from base 1 to 552 and encodes 183 amino acids. The record is from RefSeq and is a predicted model, not a curated record. Lineage: Eukaryota; Viridiplantae; Streptophyta; Magnoliopsida; Fabales; Fabaceae.